ACAACAGCCACGGUAAAACUAUUACAAUAAAUGGCAUAAAAUACUUACCUAAAAAAAAUACUUACUUAAAACUAAUCUGUUAAAAUGUUUUAAAACAAACAAAGUGUGCAAAAUAUAGAUGCACAUUUAGUAAAUGCAUCACUUUAACUUCCAGCAGUUGGAGCAAUUUAAAAAAUGCUUAAAAGUGGAUUAACACUGGUAGAACAAAGAGAGAUGAAUUGAGACAGAUUGGAGCAUAAAAGUGUGACAAAGGACAGAUAACGAAAAAUGGAUCGGCACACAGAGUCUCAGGUCACUUCUCAGAUUCUGGAGAUUUUUUCAGACCCUGAAUCUGAGAUACACGACAUAACUACAACACAUAGAGAAAGUAAAUCUAACUAGGUUUCAGUAAUGUCCUGUUAAGUAUACAGUAAAGGAAGUGCCAUGAGUCAGACAAUAUAUACAUAGAAAAUAAGAUUUUUCUCUUGUUUACAUUAGUAAACUGUUUACAUUAGUGAUAUAUAUGGGUAAUAUUUAUACUACAGGAGAAGAAUUGUAACAAAGUUAGCAAAUAUUGCUUGAAAAACACUUUUGGAUCCAUAUGUUGUUUAGAAAACCAGUGGACACUCGAGCUGUCAGUGUAUGUAAUUGAAUACAAUGUUUUCAAAGGCUGACCUGCUUUGACUAGGCCUCACCACGUUCUCUGCACUUCCACUUCUUACUCUGACAAAGAAAAUAAUUGAACACGUGAUAAUUAUGAAUACUUACAAGUAUUGGGUUGGCAGUCUACUACUACUACUUACAAUUACAGGGACGUUGCCUGCAGUACCAAGGUACUACCGAUGUAACGGCAAAGGACCAGAGAAAAGUUUCACUUGCGGGAUAUUCAACAAUUUCGAAGGUGGGCUGUUCUUUGCUGAGCCCAUGAGAAACAGGAAGUUUGUAACUAUGAUGGACGGAUUCCAAAUCAAAUAUGGAGAUACGAUCACAGGUUUACUCUCUGUGGCGCCACUAAUGUCAGAGGUAAUCUGGGUGACAUCCACACUCAUCAGUCUAGGUGUAACCAUGGCUGUAAUUCUGGACCUGUCCUACUCACUCAGCAUCUGGAUCUCUGCAGCUGUGGCCAUCGUGUACACCCUGCUCGGAGGCCUUUACUCUGUGGCCUACACUGACAUUAUCCAGCUUAUCCUCAUCUUCAUCACCUCGUGGAUGUGUGUUCCUUUCCUCCUCAUAAGUCCAGCAUCAGUGGACAUCACCACCACGUCCUUUAACUACACCUUUCAACCACCCUGGGUUGGCAACGUGACAGCAGACAGAGCUUGGAUAUGGAUUGAUAUCUUCCUGCUGUUGAGUUUGGGGGAUUUGGGAUUUCAGGACUUCCACCAGAGAACGCUUUCCGCCUCGUCCUCCGCCACGGCUAAGCUGCGUUGUUACUGUGCAGCCUUCCUCAUCCCCACAUUUGGGAUUCCUCCGGUGAUCAUUGGAGCUGUAGCUGCAUCAACAGACUGGAACCAGACUUCCUAUGGUUCUCCUUCUCCAUCUGAACAAGGUCAAACUGGUCUGAUUCUACCUCUCGCUCUUCAACAUCUUACUCCACCCUACAUCUCAGUCAUUGGCAUUGGGGCUGUGGCUGCUGCUGUGAUGUCAUCAACAGACUCUGCCCUGCUAUCAGCAGCAUCCAUUUUUUCUUCAAACAUCUACAAAAAGAUCAUAAGGCCCCAGGCGUCGGAGAAUGAGAUGCGAUGGGUUAUCCGAGCAUCUGUGGUUUUUUUUGGUCUGCUCGGCACAUUGCUUACUUUCCUGCACACCAGUGUUAUGGCCUUCUGGAUCCUGGGUGGAGAAAUUGCCUACAUCCUCAUGUUGCCACAGCUGGUCUGUGUCCUGUUUGUCGGAUUCUCUAACAGUUACGGAGCCAUCGUGGGAUUUCUGAUGGCAUUACUUCUGAGACUGCUCUGUGGAGAAUCCCUGCUUGGCAUCCCACCCACCAUCCAUUUCCCAGGAUGCAUCUUGGUGGACGGUAUUUAUGUCCAACAUGCCCCCAUCAGGACAAUAUGCAUGUUAGUGUCCUUCACCACCAUCCUCCUCGUGUCCUGGCUGACAUCCUUGCUCUUUGAUAGAGGAAUUAUGUCAAGGAAAUAUGACAUCCUUCGAAUCAAACUCCAACCAAUACCUCAAACUGACCUACCUCAGACUGGCCUACCUAAAAACAAUGAUGAGAACAAUCUAGAACCUCUAUGUAACAAUGCUGGACACUCAUGUCCGCAGACUGAAUCUUCAUGUUAAAGGACUCAGUAUUGGCUUGCACCGGUUAAUGUUGCUAGAAUAUGAAACUUUUUUUAAUUAAAGACUUUGUGUAUAAUAAAAUGUGCAUUAGAAGGUUGUAUGUGUAAAGGUGUCAUUGUAUACCAGAGCCUGAUCUUAAACUCGUGGCUGAUUCUCUGUCAUAUUUAUGUGAAGGGCUCUUUUCUUUAAUGAAUCUCCUCAAACCUCAUCAUAAAUGUUGUGUAAAAUGAAAACCAAAAUAUAUGAAAUAAAAUAUAAAAUAUAAAAAGUGGUGAGCAAAAUGUCCUUUAAAUCUGGGAAUUGAUCGUGUCUUCUGCCUAUUGCUACCGUCUCUAGACCAUACAUCAUGGCUGGUCUCACCACCGUCCUGUAAACCUUUCCCUUCACCUUAGCUGACACUCUUCUGUCACAGAUCACUCCUGACACUUUU
This is a messenger RNA of Cynoglossus semilaevis (tongue sole), 2692 nucleotides long. RefSeq names its product high-affinity choline transporter 1-like. Gene Ontology annotation, cellular component: plasma membrane. The record is from RefSeq and is a predicted model, not a curated record. Gene Ontology annotation, molecular function: choline:sodium symporter activity. Lineage: Eukaryota; Metazoa; Chordata; Actinopteri; Pleuronectiformes; Cynoglossidae. The coding region runs from base 736 to 2262 and encodes 508 amino acids. Gene Ontology annotation, biological process: acetylcholine biosynthetic process; transmembrane transport; choline transport. The transcript has 7 exons.